AUGAGUCCACAGUCAGCCAUUCGAUUCAAUGACCCUCCAGUGACCAACUACAAUUCAAUGGAUGUGGAUGAGUCCACUGUGUCCUGGGCAUCACUAGAUAAUCUAUACCUAGGGCUGGAUGAUGACAUAGAAUAUGAUUCUCUGUCAUCUGAAUCACUGGAUGUCUUGGCUGCAAUACCUGAUCAAUCACCUCCAGCUCAAGCUGAUCAUCCAUGUUUUCUCAUUGAUCCAGACUUGUACCUCAGGCCUGAGGAUGAUAUCAUUGAUGUGGAUGAGUUGCUGGAUUCUGCCGAUCCUAAGAUUGAUGUUCCAGCUGCAUCAGAAGUGUCUAUGUCAUUGGAUGACACCUCUAACAAACUUCAGUCAGAGCAGCCAGAGCUCACUAACAAAGAUUUACAUUUGAUGGCCCAGGAGUUCCAACCAUUUGGGUCAUAUGAACACACUGGGUUGCAAUCCAUUCAAGAUCGACUUGGUGAUUACAAACACCAUACUGGGGAUCUUCCUGAUCCUUCCAUUCCACUGCUACUUGAGGCUGAGCAACCCUUCUGGAUGGCUUGGGCAGAAACUUCUGACAAACUCAGAAGAGCUGAUGCGGACCUCCAGAGGUUGCAAAGAGCCCAACAGAUGAGCAUUGAAAUGCUCAAGGUAGUAGAUUCACUGAUCAAUCGGUUUGAAGAUCAGAUUCAAAUGUAA
Molecule: messenger RNA, 693 nt
Organism: Suillus subaureus
Lineage: Eukaryota; Fungi; Basidiomycota; Agaricomycetes; Boletales; Suillaceae
Exons: 5
Coding region: 1-693 (230 amino acids)
Source: RefSeq, a predicted model, not a curated record